Molecule: messenger RNA, 3914 nt
Organism: Hippopotamus amphibius kiboko
Lineage: Eukaryota; Metazoa; Chordata; Mammalia; Artiodactyla; Hippopotamidae
Gene: OSMR
Product: oncostatin M receptor
Exons: 20
Coding region: 520-3453 (977 amino acids)
Biological process (GO): axon guidance; positive regulation of cell population proliferation; cell-cell adhesion
Cellular component (GO): signaling receptor complex; external side of plasma membrane; plasma membrane
Molecular function (GO): cytokine binding; ciliary neurotrophic factor receptor binding; leukemia inhibitory factor receptor activity
Source: RefSeq, a predicted model, not a curated record
GCCCUCCCCCGCGGCUUUCCCGUAACUCCCGCCCCUGGGCGCGCGCCCCGCAGCUGAUUCAUAGCCCGGGCGCGGGGCCGAUCCUGCACGUCCGCACACGCGCCCGCCCCGGCCUCGCAGCGCGGCGGCGGCCCCGCCGACGACCCGGCCCGGCUCGCGGAGCCCUCCGCCCGCGGGACAAACAGCACGGAGGGGUUCGAUAACUUGUCCAAGACUGUAGAGCUGGCGGUGGUGGCACUGACGUCGUGAAGCGGGGGGCUGUGCCCCUGACACCGAGAGCCCUUUCUCGACAGCCCUUGGCCCACUCACGCCUCCAUCCGUCCUGCCUGCCUGUGCUGUGGUGGGAGGCACAGGGCUCGGUGCCACUGAGCGAGGACGCCUGAGCUCAGUGGACCCAUUAUGUGUUGCCACACAGCCUCAGUGGCACAUCUGGGAACAGCUGCUCCGGGCUGGGGUGUGGCCGGCUGCUGGCUGACCUAGGCUGGCCCCUGGCUGCAGCGGCUCAGAAAACCAGAACCUAUGGCUCUCUUUGCAGUCUUUCAGACAACAUUCCUCUUGGCAUCACUGUCCCUGAGAACUUACCAAAGUGAAGUCUUAUCUGAACCUUUACCAUUUACUCCUGAAUCACUGAAUGUUUCCAUCAAUUCUGCGUGCCAGUGUUUGCAUUUACAAUGGACUGUCCACAACCUUGCUUAUCAUCAGGAAUUAGAAAUGGUUUUUCAGAUACAGAUCAGUAGAUUCAACACAUCCAAUGUCAUCUGGGUGGGGAACUACAGCACCACUGUGAAGCGGAAACAAGUCCUGCAUUGGAGCUGGGAAUCCGAGCUCCCUUUGGAAUGUGCCACACACUUUGUAAGAGUGAGGAGUGUGGUGGAUGACGCCAGGAUUCCCGAGCCGGGCUUCUGGAGCAACUGGAGUUCAUGGGAGGAAGCAAAUGCACAGAAGUUGCUUGGACAUGAUCCAUUGUUCAUUUUCCCUAAAGAUAAGCUGGUGGAAGAAGGCUCCAGCGUCACCAUUUGUUACGUUUCUAGGAUUCAUGAAGAUAACAUAUCCUGUUAUUUGGAAGGUGUACAGAUAUAUGGAGAACAGCUUGAUCGAAAUGUGUCUGCAUUUGAGUUGAAGAACGUUCCUUUCAUUAGGAAACAAGGGACAAAUUUCUUUUGUGAGGUGGACCAAGGAGAUCUAAGAGGCGUCGUUCUUUUUGUCUCAAAAGUGCUUGAAGAGCCCAAGGACUUUUCUUGUGAAACCCAGGACCUCAAGACUUUGACCUGUACUUGGGAUCCCAGGAGCGACACUGGCUUGUCUGAGCAGCCUUCCCAAAGCUAUACUUUAUUUGAAUCAUUUUCCGGGAAAAAGACACUUUGUAAACACAGCAACCGGUGUGAUUGGCAAGUAGCUCAAGACUCACAAGAAAUGUAUAAUUUCACACUCGUGGCUGAAAACUACUUAAGAAAAAGAAGUGUCAAUAUUCUUUUUAACCUGACCCAUCGAGUUCAUCCAAUGACUCCCUAUAACUUAUUCCCUAAAAAUGUUGGUGCCACAAAUGCCACCAUAACCUGGAAGGUACGCACCAUUGGAAACAAUUCCACCCUUUGGUGUCAGCUUGAACUCCUUGGUGAAGGAAAAGUGAUACAACAACACAAUGUUUCCAUCAAGGUGAAUGGGGAGUACCUCUUAAGUGAACUGAAGCCUGACACAGAGUAUGUGGCCCGAGUACACUGUGCUUACGCCAAGCGCUUCUGGAAAUGGAGUGAAUUGAUUAGUCAGACAUUCACAACAACUGAAGCUGCUCCCUCAGUGGGUCCCGAUAUCUGGAGAACUGUGAGGAUGGUGUCAGGACAUCCUACUGUGACUUUGUUCUGGAAGCCACUGUCAAAAGAGCAUGCCAAUGGGAAGAUCCUAUUCUAUAAUGUAAUUGCAGAAAAUCUAGACAAGCCGUCCGAGUCAGUGGUCCUCUCCAUCCCCGCUUCUGCUAACAGCACAGAACUAACCCUGCAUCAGUGUUCUUACCAAAUCUACGUCACAGCUAACAACAGUGUGGGCUCUUCUCCUGCUUCCAGAAUUGUCAUUUCUGGAGACCCUGGAAAUGAAGAGGUUGAAGAAGGAAGAGUUAACAGCACAGAGGAUGGAUUUUCUGUGUCUUGGACACCCCAAUCCGGAGAUGCCACAGGCUACGUUGUAGAGUGGUGGUGUGACGGUCCCCAGGACCUGCCCUGUGUUCUCCAGUGGAAAAAUCUAGGCCCCAAUACGACAAGCACGGUCAUUAGCUCGGGUGCUUUUAGACCAGGGGUUCGAUACAACUUCAGAAUUUACGGAAUUUCUACAAAAGGGACGGCUCAUUUAUUAGAGGAAAAAGCAGGAUACUUGGAGGAAUGGGCUCCUUCAGACAACCCUCAAGUGGUCAUGAGUAACUUGACCUCCCACUCCUUCGUUCUGAGUUGGAAGGAUUAUUCCACUGAAUCCCAACCUGGUUUUAUACAAGGGUACCACGUCUAUCUGAAACCCAAGGCGGGGGAGCAAUGCCACCCGGGAUUUGAAAAGACAGUUCUUCCAGAUAAUUCGGUAUGUUGCAAAUACACAAUUGACAACCCGGAACAAAAGACAUUUGUUGUGGAAAACCUACAGCCGGAGUCCGCCUAUGAGUUUUUCGUCACUCCUUACACAAGUGCUGGCCACGGUCCCCUGGAUGCCUUCACCAAGGUCACGACUCCGGAUGAAUACUCCCAUAUGCUGAUACGCGUCCUCCUCCCCAUGACUUUCUGUGUUCUGAUCGUCCUGAUAAUUUGCUACUUAAAAAGUCCGUGGCUGAAGGAGAAGUGUUAUCCUGACAUUCCAGACCCUUACAAGAGUAGCGUCCUGUCAUUAAUAAAAUCCAAGGAGAAUCCUCACCUAACAAUAAUGAAGGUCAAUGACUGUGUUCCAGAUGCUAUUGAAGUCAUAAACAAGCAGGAGGGGAGCAAGAUACAGUUCUUGGGCACUAGGAAGUCCCUCAUAGAACCUGAAUUUCCUAAGCCUGCCUACCUUUACGUCCUCCCGACAGAGAAAAACUACUCUGGCCCUGGACCUUGCAUCUGUUUUGAGAACUUUACCUAUAAUCAGGCGGCUUCUGACUUUGGUUCUUCUGGCCAUUUCCCAGGAACCCCUCAAGCCCCACCAUAUCAGCUGGGACCACUGACUUCACCUGAAAAUGUACUGAAGGCACUGGAACAAAACUACAUGGACUCCCUGGAUGAAAUCCCAGCUAGAGAAGCUAAUUUGAAUUACGUGUCCCAGCUGGCUUUACCCAUGUCUGGGGACAAGAACAGCCUGCCAGCAAAUCCACCAGAGCCAGCACUCUGUUCAGAGUAUAAGAUGCAAAUGGCCAUACCCCUGGGUCCUACCUCCCCUCCCCCAAGUGAGAACAGCAGCCUCUCCUCCACUACCCUUUUAGAUCAAGGUGAACACUACCACUAAGCAGUGUACCCAUUUCAUAUCUUUAUGCUACACAGACACUAGGAGAAGCAUAGCCGGCACCAUUCCAUCACCAGAUACCUCGGGGCUUAAUCCCAGUGAGCUGUCACCAUUGGCAGGUCUGAUUUAUAUAAAUCUUGCUAGGUUUUGAAGGUCAGAAGCCAUGACAUGUAACAUUCGUCCUUGGAGCAGGCUCACUGUGGAAAUGGCAGCAUCGUGGGAACGGGCUUACCUUGCUGCUCUGUGUUCCACGUUCACCUUGGCACUUGACAGAGGGAUAGACCCCAUCCACUCAAUACUGGACAGGGUGGCUAUGGUCCUUGAAGUUCAGUUUCUAGCGAGAAAGUAUUUCCAUUAACUUUUACCCCACGUUUAGUGUCCUAAGGGUAAAAGAACUAGAUUUCAGGCUUUAAGGAAGGCCACAGAGGAUUUGUUACUAGAGCAUAAAUUGUAAUGUUAAUUUA